UUCCUAGAGGACGUUUAAUAAAACAAAAUUUAACAAAUGGAAUUUGAUAUUCCAUAUACAUGUGCUUAUUAAAAUUUAAAAUGAAUCCGUUUAUGUUAAUAUCGUCUUUGGUGACAUCGUAUAUUUUCAUUGUGGAAGGACAGUCAUCAUGCACAACGCCGUCAAGUGAUGUCGGCAGUUGUGUCUCUCUGUUCGACUGCAACGAACUUUUAAGUAUCGUGAAAAAGCCUGAUAAAUCUCAAAAAGAUAUUGAUAAGUUGCGAAGCUUUACUUGCGGAUUUGAAGGGAAUACACCUAGAGUAUGUUGUCCAACACAAAACCAAACGAAAUUCCAAAGUCUUCUGCCAGAACGUAACCCCAACUUUAAUCCGGAUCUCAUCAAAGACUGUGAUGGAAAACCUGGUGUUUCGCCUCCUGACCCUUAUUCAGGCUGUUGUGGGAAACAAGUAGCCGAGGAUGAUCAUAUUAUUAGCGGCGACAUUGCAAAAAUAGAUGAAUUUCCCUGGUUAGUGAUAAUCGAGGGCUCGGAGAACAACACUACCAAGUUUCUUUGCGGAGGAGCUCUCAUCAGCGAUCGAUAUGUGCUCACAGCUGCGUUUUGUGUUACUGAAAUAGAUAUUUAUCCUCCCAGCAACAUUCGUCUUGGCGAAUACGACACCUCAAACGAAAUCGACCAAAUGGACUGCGUAGGGUUUGUAGGAGGUUCCGACUGUUCCGAUGCCGGUGUGGUCAUACCUAUUGAAAAGAUCAUCCCACAUCCCGACUACAACCCUUAUGACGAGAAUAGGAAACAUGAUAUCGCUUUGCUGAGGAUGAGUAAAUCAGCGCCUUAUUCCGAUUUCAUCCGUCCAAUUUGUCUACCAAUAUCCGAUACGACUUUAUCACCACCGUCUCGCCGGGAAUUGUUUGCGGCCGGAUGGGGUAUUAGCACUUACAGACCGAGUAACUUAAAGUUAUAUGCAGAACUACCACUUGUGUCACAUUCUGAAUGCCAAGCCAUAUCCGACGUCAAGGGUCACGAACUCGAUCUAUGGCAGGGACAAAUAUGCGCUGGUGGUGGUAAAGAUGAACGUACAGAUUCCUGCAGAGUAGACUCGGGAGGUCCUCUUAUGUGGCGAAAGCGUGAUAGAAAGGGGUUAUUUGAAGUUGUCGGGAUUGCCAGCUAUGGACCAAGUUUGUGUGGGGUGGAGAAUUUUCCUCUUGUUUUUACAAAAGUGUACGAGUAUAAUUCUUGGAUUCGCCAGACUAUUACUUCAUAGUAUAUUAGACUCAGAUUUUUUCAUAUUAAAUUUGUAAUUGCCCUUAUUUAAAAAAAAUUCUGUAUCACUUAAUAACAAGCACCUUCACUGACUCUGUCGAAAUAUAUGGGUCUGAUUCUGGUACAAUGGAGUCAUCAUGGUAGAGAAUUUUUGAAAAGGGAUGACGAUUGCAACUUUUUGACAUACCAGAUUACUCACAAUGGACAUAAGUCGACAAUCAACAUUUAAUAUGCCACGACUUGUCAGAAGCAGUAAGGAUGCAAGAUACCCGAAACGAGGUCCUACGAAACCGUGAGAGAUAGCAACUUAGUGGUUACACCAGCUUUAGCUAUAGCAAUAAGUUUAUACUCGUAUAUAAUUUUGAUUUAAGAGAAAAACAUUAUAACACACACACGAUAUAUUUCGUAAUAUUCAGUUAUUCAUUCAAAGGGUGCGCACAGAUCUGGCGAAUGCGCUGAACUAAUUGAUUGAUGCAUACAUUCCUUUACAAUUAUUUACUUAUUCAUAUAUUAAUUUUAUCCAUCUAAUCUGAUUAAUGUCAUGUCCUGUAUCAAUUAAUUUAAUUUGGUACCUAAUGCAUUGUUUAAUUGUUGGA
Molecule: messenger RNA, 1854 nt
Organism: Hyposmocoma kahamanoa
Lineage: Eukaryota; Metazoa; Arthropoda; Insecta; Lepidoptera; Cosmopterigidae
Product: phenoloxidase-activating enzyme-like
Exons: 7
Coding region: 60-1259 (399 amino acids)
Biological process (GO): proteolysis
Molecular function (GO): serine-type endopeptidase activity
Source: RefSeq, a predicted model, not a curated record